Mangifera indica (mango) is the source of this 1086-nucleotide messenger RNA. RefSeq names its product zinc finger protein 511. Lineage: Eukaryota; Viridiplantae; Streptophyta; Magnoliopsida; Sapindales; Anacardiaceae. The record is from RefSeq and is a predicted model, not a curated record. The transcript is spliced from 4 exons. Bases 92 to 844 code for a protein of 250 amino acids.
AGUUCAAAAUUGCAACGGAAAGCAAGAGACAAAAAUAAAGCAAAUCAAUAUCACAGAUAUUCUCUUGCUGGAACCACCACACCCGCGACCCAUGGCUAUGGUUAUUGACUCUAAUCUCGAAUCUGGCUUCCCCUACUGGACUUCUGUUCGACGUCGUUUCGGUCCCGAUUCUCCGUUCUUCGCUUCUGGCAACAUCGAACGCGAACUUCUUGCCAAACAGAUUGCGUUUGAUUUAAGUGAAGAUGAGAAGUGUCAAAUUGCGAAUAUGGUUACUGAGGAUGGCAGGGGAGUUUGUUGUCCAAUUGUGGGUUGUAAUGCACGCUUGACCUCUUUGGAGGAGUUUGAAGAUCAUUAUAAUGCAAGGCAUUCUGCAUCUUGUUCAGUGUGCUCUAGAGUUUACCCUACCUCACGUCUGCUCAGCAUACAUGUAUCUGAAGCUCAUGAUUCUUUCUUUCAGGCUAAAGUUGCACGUGGCUAUGCUAUGUAUGAAUGCCUGGUUGAAGGCUGUGGGUUGAAAUUCAAGAGCUAUAAAGGCAGGCAACAGCAUCUUGUAGACAAGCAUAAGUUUCCCACUUCAUUUGAGUUCUUAAAAAUGUCCCAUCCAUCCAAGAAACAGAGGCAAAAGAACCAACAUAAAGAAAACAUACACAAGAAGGAAGCAAUGGAAGUAGAAAAUGAAACCAUUGAUGGCCUCGUUUCAGCAGUCUCAAAAUUAAGCACUUCAGACUCCUCUCCUUCAUCCAUCAGCUUUGGUCGUCGCCACACUCGUGGCUUGACAUUUGUGCCUCGAACUGUUCAGUGCGAAAGAAAGGCAGACUCCACGACAACUGGAGCAAAAAGAUAACCAUAUUAGUCUAAUUGAAACCUCAUCCUUCGACUUCAGCAAUGAACUCGCAAGCAGAUUACAAGUUGGUGAAAGGAUGUGUGAAGCCAUGCUCAUUGUUGUGAGAAUUUCCAUCUUAUUUUGGUUUUAUAGCCUUCCUUUUGAAAGUAAUAUUGGUUGCGUUAUAAUACAAUUGAUAACGAAGGAUCACUUGAUUAGUUUAUUAUUUGUAUGAAAUCAUUGAGGAAGAAAUUAUGAUUGCA